Messenger RNA from Morone saxatilis (striped sea-bass), 2678 nucleotides. Its product is annotated as choline transporter-like protein 1. Gene Ontology annotation, biological process: transmembrane transport. The record is from RefSeq and is a predicted model, not a curated record. NCBI's taxonomy places the organism in Eukaryota, Metazoa, Chordata, Actinopteri, Moronidae. Gene Ontology annotation, molecular function: transmembrane transporter activity. The coding region runs from base 271 to 2229 and encodes 652 amino acids. Gene Ontology annotation, cellular component: membrane. The transcript is spliced from 16 exons.
CAUGAGAAAUUGGGACUUCUUCCGUGUUUACCUGCAGGCCUUAAAGAAGGGAGUUUCACAAAUGGAUGUUAGUUUGAAGUGAACAAGGCGUCAACAAAGCAUUCAUUAGUGUCCUUGCAUUUGUUAUGCGUCGAAAGAGAAGAGGAAGCGAAAGUGAAAUGAGCUGAAAACAAACAAACAAACAAACUGUUUAACCGAAGCAAAGGCUCUUAAAAGUUUAGUUUUUCGCUUAAGUGAGCUGAAGUCGUCGUCGUCGUGUUGUCGUCCACGAUGGGAUGUUGUAGCAGCACAGAGAGCAAACGUGACUGGAAACCGCUGGAGGAGCGCAGCUGCACGGACAUCCCAUGGCUCAUCAUAUUCACGGUGUUUUGUAUCGGGAUGGCAUGUAUUUGUGGCUUUCCCAUCGCCACAGGAGCUGCCUCCAGGCUUAUCUCAGGAUAUGACAGUUAUGGCAACACCUGUGGUCAGAAUAACACAAAGAUAGAGGGAGUACCCCUCAGCGGCCGGGACAUGAGAGAAAACAAGUAUGUUUUCUUUCUAGACCCUUGCAACCUUGAUUUAAUUAACAGGAAGAUAAAGUCCAUUGCCCUAUGUGUCUCCAAAUGUCCCUCUACUGAACUGAAGACAUACCAAGAUGUAAAACAGUUUGCACUAAAUAAUGGAUCUCAUCUCUGCUCCUAUGAUAUUUAUCAGACAAAAUACACAAGCCAUUCGGAAAGAUUCACAAAAUGUCCCAAACUCCCUGUUCCUCCAAGUAAGGCUGUCCCUGUUUUCCACCGCUGUAUUCCUAUGGAUAUCACUUGCUAUGCUGAAUUUGCUCAGGCAUUUGUCACAUUCGUCAGUGACAACACUGUGCUACGCCGGGUCGUCGCAGGGGUGAUGGCCAGCAAAGAGAUUAUCAUGGGCCUUUGUGUGCUGGCUUUAGUUCUGUCCCUGAUCAUGAUGGUUGUCAUCCGGUACAUCUCCAAAGUACUGGUGUGGAUUCUAACAGUCCUGGUAAUCAUCGGCUCUAUAGGUGGGACAGGCGUCCUCUGGUGGCUCUAUGCGGACCAUAGGAAAGCCCUUGAUAAUAACACCGUAUCAGUAUUUGGGAAAGAAGUGGCUUCUGACAAUGUUACAGCCCUGCUUGUGUAUGCAAUUGGUGCUACAAUUUUCACGGUAAUUCUCUUGAUAGUGAUGUUCUUCAUGAGGAAGCGAGUGGCUCUCACCAUCUCCCUGUUCCAUGUGGCUGGUAAAGUGUUCAUCCACCUUCCUCUGCUAGUACUGCAACCUGUGUGGACCUUCCUCUGCCUCAUGUUGUUCUGGGUCUACUGGAUCGCUGUGCUUCUCUUUCUUGGGACUUCAGGGACACCGAUAAAGAACAACUCAACAGGUGUGGUUGAAUACGAAAUGCAAGGGCCUCUCCAGUACUUGGUGUGGUACCAUGCUGUGGGUCUCAUCUGGAUCAGUGAGUUCAUUCUUGCCUUCCAACAGAUGACCAUCGCUGGCGCCGUCGUCACCUACUACUUCACGAGGAAUAAGUCCCAGAUGCCAGCUACUCCCAUCCUCUCCUCCAUGGCACGUACCGUCCGCUACCAUCUGGGUACUCUGGCCAAAGGCUCCUUCAUCAUCACGCUUGUUAAGAUCCCUCGUCUCAUCUUGACAUAUAUCCACAGCCAACUCAAAGGAAAGGAAAACGCCUGUGCUCGUUGCAUGCUGAAAGCUUGUGUCUGCUGUUUGUGGUGUCUCGAGAAGUGUCUCACAUACCUAAAUCAAAAUGCUUACACUGCGACAGCCAUCAACAGCACCAAUUUUUGCACCUCUGCCCGUGACGCUUUACUCAUCCUGGUGGAGAAUGCCCUCCGAGUGGCCGCCAUCAACACUGUGGGCGACUUUGUUCUCUUCUUGGGAAAGGUGCUCAUAGUCUCCUGCACAGCUUUUGCCGGCGUCCUGGCUUUGAACUACCAGAGGGAAUACACAGUGUGGGUCCUGCCUCUCCUCAUCGUCUGUCUGUUUGCCUUCCUGGUGGCUCACUGCUUCCUUUCCGUCUUUGAAAAUGUGGUCGACGUUCUCUUCCUCUGCUUCGCUGUGGAUUCAAAAUAUAAUGAUGGCAGCCCUGGACGCGAGUACUACAUGGACAAGGCCUUAAUGGAAUUUGUUGAGAACAGUAAGAAAAUGGGUUGGGACAAAUCAGGAGAUGGAGAUAAACGGGAGAUGAAGUCCAUGACACGUGGAGGGACUUCUGCUUGAUGAAAUGUCUGCAAAAAACUGCAAAAAACCACUAAAAAUACACCAAAGCUUAACUCAGAGUUUACCAGCAUUUCACUACAGGGACAUCAGUAAAUAACACUUGCACUAGUUCAUAUUGAAAGCUACACAUAUCUGUAUUCAGUAAAAGAUAAAUUGGGUUUUAUUGUUUAUUUUCGAGAAAGACAUAAUAGCUCAUUUAGGUUUGUGUUUUGUUGGUAAUAAGACGGGUUUGUUGGUUUUUUUUCUUUAUAACGUGAUAUUUCUCUUUUAGUAUUUUUUAAAUAAUAUGAACAUUUUAACAGUUUUUGGUUUUCUUUGUUACAUAAUGAGUGUUAGCUAUACUUUGGUGUACAUUUUAAAAUUGAUAGCUAACUAUGUUUUGUCAAAGGCUGUUCAAGUUGUUUUAUUACUUCUCGAAUUUUAUACUUAAAUAAAUUAAAACACAGUUU